AUGAGUUUGCUUCCAAAAACAGAAUUAGAUUUUGCUGAAUUUGAAUUAAUUUUUUUUAUUAAAUUUAGGUAUGGGGAGUAUGCGGAAUUAUCUGAAGUCUUGCACAAAUAUGUUAAAACUCAGGAUUUUAUUUUAAUGGUAGGAUGUGGGAAUUCAAUGCUUGGUGCAGAAUUAUUUGAUUUGGGAUAUAAAAAAAUAACCAGCAUAGACAUAAGUGGUGUUGUUAUUAAGCAAAUGAAAAACAAAGUUGGUAAAACUAGACCAGAAAUGAUAUUCGAAGAAAUGGAUGCAUUGAAUAUGACUUACAAAGAAGAAACAUUUACUGUCAUAUUAGAUAAAGGUACUUUAGAUGCCUUGAUGCCUAGCGAUUCAGAAGAUGAUAAGAUGAGGGCUAAUAAACUUUUUGCUGAAGUCGAUAGGGUUUUAAAAUAUCAUGGCAGAUAUGUAAUAAUAUCGUUACUUCAAAAACAUAUUUUGAAAACAUUAUUAGAUUAUUUCAUGGAAUCAGGAUGGAUGAUAAAAAUCAUAAGAUGUUGGGAUGUAGAGAAAAAGCAUAUUUUUGAAAAUGGUAGUUUGGCAAUGCCUGUUUUUAUGAUUGUAUGCAUUAAAUUUAAAUCUCCUCAAAAAAUGGAAUCGAUUUUGGAAAUUAAUGCAUUUAUUGAUGGCAGGUCGAAAAGAAUAACAUCUAAAAAAGAAGUUAUUGAUAUUAUUUGUGGAAUCCAGGAGACCAUUUUUAAUUUUAGAGAAACAAAAGGUGAAGUAGAAAUAAAUUUUUGCCAAGAUGGAACAGGAAAAUCUAGGUAUACAAUAUAUAUAAAUGAUGUAUCCAAAGAUCAGAGAAAACUUUUGAAAUAUGCUGCUUUUAUUGUACCAUUCGGAAGAGAAACCGAUUGGAUGUUUGGAACUAUUGAAGGACGUAAUUAUUUACGUGAUUCGACCGGACAUGAUAGAUUAGCCGUUAUAACAUUUCACAGAAAUCAAAAUUACGGUACAUUAAAUGAAGUACAAGACGAAUUACGACAAACGAUUUUACAAUUGGCUCCUCCCUUCAUGAGUUUUUCAUCUAAUUCUCAAAACAUACCGUAUUUGACACUAGAAGACGGUAUGGGUCAUCGUGAAACUAUUUUUACUGGUACAAGUACUUAUUCGGGUGAUUUGUUAGUCGAAGAUGUCACAAUCGACAAUGAAAUAUUUCGUAGGCUUAUAUUUUUAAAUAAUCAAUCGGUUGUUCAAUCAGAAGCAAAAAUGAAAAAAGGUAAAAAUAAAAAGUUGUCGGUGGAUUCAUCUUACAUAGCAUCUCAACACAUACUUUAUAUGUCGAUACCAGCUCCGAUAAUAGCAUCAUCAUCAUCAUCAUCAUCAUCGAUUGCAGUUAUAGGAGUAGGCGGUGGAAAUCUUUGCAUGCUUUUAAACGAUCUUUUUCCCUCCAUUUCCAUAACCGGCGUAGAAUUGGAUCCCCUCGUCGUGGAAAUAGCUAAAAAAUAUUUCGGUUUAAAAACGAAUGAAAAAUUAAAAGUUAUCGUUAAAGAUGGUUUAGAAUUUUUAAAUGAAAAAUCUAAAUAUGAUAUUAUCAUGUACGAUGUUGAUAAUAAAGAACAAGGUUCGGCUUUAAGUUGUCCGCCUUUACAAUUUUUAGAAUCGUCCAUAUUGAAAAACGUUGCCGAUAGUUUGGGAAACGAAGGGAUAUUUGUGAUAAAUGUCGUUUCGAGACUUAAAUCCGAACACGAUAAAUUAUUUAAAAAAAUCAAAAAACAUUUUUCACAUAUUUGUUGGUAUAAUUUAAAAGAAGAUGUUAAUAGAAUUGUUUUUGCAACGAAUAAAAAAUUAAAUUCGAAACAAGAAUGGAAAAAUAUAAUAAAUAAUUCAGCUAGAAAUUUAGAAAAUGCAAUCGACGAAAAAUUAAAACUACGAAUCGAAACAAUCGAUUUGGAUCAUUUAUUUAACAACUUGACCGUUGAAUAG
Pediculus humanus corporis (human body louse) is the source of this 1962-nucleotide messenger RNA. RefSeq lists its product as uncharacterized. Bases 1 to 1962 code for a protein of 653 amino acids. The record is from RefSeq and is a predicted model, not a curated record. The transcript has 8 exons. Lineage: Eukaryota; Metazoa; Arthropoda; Insecta; Psocodea; Pediculidae.